Molecule: messenger RNA, 2295 nt
Organism: Oncorhynchus kisutch (coho salmon)
Lineage: Eukaryota; Metazoa; Chordata; Actinopteri; Salmoniformes; Salmonidae
Product: D-amino-acid oxidase
Exons: 11
Coding region: 620-1744 (374 amino acids)
Biological process (GO): D-alanine catabolic process; D-serine catabolic process; L-proline catabolic process
Cellular component (GO): cytoplasm
Molecular function (GO): FAD binding; D-amino-acid oxidase activity
Source: RefSeq, a predicted model, not a curated record
CAUGAAAAAGUUGCGUGCUGGCACCCGUAAAUGACUUUUUUUUCCAAUCACGGAUAAUUACAAAAAAUCCUGGGAUCAUAAUCAUAUACAGAAAAUUGCCCAUAUCCCUUAUGAUAUUAGUUUUGUCCAACUACUCGGCACACUUCUAGUUAAGACGGCAUCUCAUGGAGACAUAACUGCACAGUUCGAGCUACCACUUUCACUUAAACCCACAGAAAGGUUUUGCUAUGCUAUGCUACAGCCAUUGAAUCUGUCUUUGACCGUUAAGGGACGUUAAUGGUUAGCUCUGUCAACGACAUUAUGUUAUUAUAUUUUUCAAUCUUGAAAUACAAGGGCAAACGUUAUUAAUCAGUGACUGAAAUUUCGCGUUCGUGAUAUUCCCUUCCGGACUUGGAGAGCGCUCAAAGCGUUGUAGAACGCCUCUCUGAAUAACGGGCCGUGGUUUUGGCUUAACUGCUUUGGGAAAAAGAAAGACUCGUAAAAAUGGCUCAACAUUCGCCUCUCUCCCCUACAGGCCUUAUGGGUUCAAACCCAAGACGACUUCUGUACCUUGGACCGACCAUGUGACGCUAUAUUUGGAGGCGGAUUGUCAGCUCGAGGACAAGGCAACUUAGAAGACAUGCGUGUGGCAGUGAUCGGAGCUGGGGUCAGUGGCCUGUCCACAGCUCAAAGCAUCUAUGAGCAGUACCACUCCAUAGUCAGUCCACUGACCAUUGAGGUGUAUGCGGACUGCUUCACCCCACUGACCACCAGCGAUGGGGCUGCAGGAUUCUGGCAGCCAUACCUCUACGACAAGGGCAAUGUCCAGGAGACUAAAUGGUGUAAGGAGACGUUUGACUACCUGUUGAGCUUCCUGAGCUCCCCGGACUCUAUCAAAAUGGGGAUUUUCCUCCAGUCUGGCUACAACCUUUGCAGUGAGCCUGCACCAGAUCCCUCUUUUAAAGAUAGUGUGCUGGGCUUCAGACGGCUUACUAAACGAGAGCUGGCGCUGUUUCCUGCUUACUGCUAUGGGUGGUUCAACACUGCUCUCAUGGUGGAGGGGAAAAGUUACUUGCCUUGGCUGAUGGACUGGUUACAGAAGCGAGGUGUGACAUUUUACCAGAGGAGGAUAGAGUCCUUCAAAGUGCUUGCGGAGAGUGGGGCAGACGUCAUCAUCAACUGCACAGGAGUGAGGUCAGGGGAUCUCCAGCCUGACCCUGACCUCACACCAGGCCGUGGGCAGAUACUGAAGGUCAGAGUGCAAAGGUUGAAAGGUGAGUUUGGUAAUUACAAUGAGGACAUGGCUGAUUAUGUUACUCUUAAUCUGUCUGUGUUUCAGGUGGAUGCUCCAUGGCUUAAGCAUUGGAUCCUCACCCACAAUUUCACUGCUGGAACCUACAAUUCACCGUACAUUAUACCAGGGAGUCGUUCAGUGGUUGUUGGUGGGUGUUUCCAGCUGGGGAACUGGAGUGAGCAGAACAACUCUGAGGACCACAAGGAGAUAUGGGAGGGGGCCUGCCAGCUGGAGCCCAGCCUCAAGCAUGCCCGGAUAGUGGAGGACUGGUCAGGGCUCAGGCCUGUUCGUAGUAAAGUCCGACUGGAGAGGGAGACCAUGCAGUCUGGACCAACCACAUUUGAGGUGAUCCACAACUAUGGCCAUGGAGGGUUCGGAUUGACCAUCCACCGAGGCUGUGCACAGGAGGCAGCUCGGCUCUUGGGGGAGAUAUUGGAGCUGAAGGGCUGGGAGCCCAGGUCUCGUUUGUGAACUAGUGGUUUAUUACCUAAACAGCAGUGCCAUCAGUAUCUCUCACAUGUCUGUAUGGGACCAUUUUAACAUCAGAAUGGUUUGCGAAGGAACCCGCAUAGGAAACUCCUGGGGCCUUCAGACAACAGUGAGGGUUCCUUCGUAUUUGCAAGAGAACAACUCAAAAUCAGAGUUUAGGUAGUGGAGUACCUGAUUAACCCAAAACCAGCUAACUUGGAACACAGACUACCAGCCAGCCUUGAAAUGGUUUCAUGCCAGUCAUCAGGAAUGCUUUUAUUGAAUGACAAUUUCCUUUGUUGUGUAGUCAUAACUAUUAGCUAAUCGAUUGAAAUCUAUUUUGAAAAGUAAUGUUUUUAUAUUGUAGUUGAAGAGAUGCUAAUAUACAACAUAUUGAACCAAUACAUUUUUUUCCAAAGUGUGAUUAGCAAAUCUUACAAAUGUGACAUAAAAAUAGGAGUGCAAUAUCAAACAAAAAUGUUAAGAUAUCAUGAGUUUUAAAACUUAUGAAGUUUGAAAAUGAGUGAAGAAAUAAAUACUUCCACAAUCCAACA